AUGUCUGACGUCGAUACUGAGCUGAAGCGCGAGGAAGAUGAGCGCCUUGAUACCGCGGAAGACCCCAACGAAGAGGAAGAGAUCUCAGCAAUGAGGCGUCGCGUACAAGAGAUGGAGGAAGAAGCCCAGAAGCUGCGCCAAAUGCAGGCAGCCAUCGACAACGAGCGACACGAAAUGCGCGAGAGCAAAGAAGACGUCGACGCGCGAAGUGUCUUUGUCGGCAAUGUCGACUACGGCGCCAGCCCUGAAGAGAUUCAGGCACAUUUUCAGUCCAUUGGCAGCAUUAACCGCGUGACCAUACUACUGGACAAGUUCACGGGGCAUCCUAAAGGGUAUGCGUAUGUGGAGUUCACAGAACCGCAUCUAGUCAAUGAGGCCCUAGUUCUCGACGGAAGCGAGUUCCGGAAUCGGAACCUCAAGGUCGUCCCAAAGCGAACGAACCUCCCUGGCAUGACCAGAGGCAGAGGCGGUGGUCGAGGUGCCCCCCGAGGUGGCUACGGUGGCCGCGGCUCGCCCUACGGACGCGGUGGAUUCGGUGGUGGUGGCUACGGCGCUCCACGAGGAGGUGGCUACCGUGGCGGAUACCGCGGCGGAAGAGGAGGCUCGGCAUACCGCCCGUACUAGGUCUUCAUCAGACCGGUACAGCGCUCCAUUCGUUUGCCAUUCAGGAUGCUGAAGAUACUAUCAGACUUCGGUCUUGAACUACGAGCUCUGUUUUCAACAGUAGGAUGAACAAAGGGCACAAAAUUGGACAGGGAGUCGUGGGAAGCUUUCUUAAGACGAGAAGCUUGUACUAUAUCAAAAUGCGGGGGCCACGCUGCUUGGGCGUGGCAACAUGGACUGCCAAAUCUUUCCUUACCUGGAUUACAUCAAGGAUCAUCAGGUUCACUUUAAUAUAUUUGAUACCACUA
Messenger RNA from Pyrenophora tritici-repentis Pt-1C-BFP, 911 nucleotides. The record is from RefSeq and is a predicted model, not a curated record. Lineage: Eukaryota; Fungi; Ascomycota; Dothideomycetes; Pleosporales; Pleosporaceae.